UGGUGAAGUAAAUGAGAUUGCCUUAAAUUAUAACAACUCUUUAGCAUACGAUGCUAAAAAGAGGAAAGCUACUAUGACAAAAGGAAAUGGUCUAUCAUAUGAUAACCAAUCAUAUGAUAACGAAGACAUCUCGGCAAUAAUUUCUUCCAUGGCUUUAAACGACAUAUGGGACGAAUCCAAGACU
Molecule: messenger RNA, 184 nt
Organism: Scutellospora calospora
Lineage: Eukaryota; Fungi; Glomeromycota; Glomeromycetes; Diversisporales; Gigasporaceae
Source: the annotation of a GenBank genome assembly